GGCACCGACGUUGCUAAAUACAAUAUGGCUGCCGUCGGCGAAGAUGAGCACUCGCUACCGGAGAAAACAGGACCUUCUGAGGAAGAAAAUUAUGAACCUCCACCAGAGCUAGAUAUGGAACCACAGAUUGUGACGAGCAUACCACAAGUUCCUGUCGCAGCUCCAAAGCCAAAACCACGCAAAGCACCUGACUUACCAAUCUUUGAGAGGAGAAAUUGGCUGAUACACCUUCACUACGUGAGGAAGGAGUAUGAUAGCUGUAAGUCCCUCAUCAAAGAGCAGCUGGCCGAGAGUGGAGGCAUGUGUGAAUACGCUGUGUACGUACAAGCCCUUAUUCUACGACAAGAGGGUAAGAUUCAAGAGUCCCUGGAAAUGUUUCAGACAUGCACACUUUUGAAUCCAACAAGUGCUGAAAACUUAAAGCAAGCAGCCAGAUCACUAUUCCUUCUGGCCAGACACAAGGCAGCUAUUGAGGUGUAUAAUGAGACAGCCAAGAUUUCACAGAGAGACUGGGAGAUAUCCCAUAACCAGGGUGUGUGCUAUAUGUACCUCAGAGAUUAUGCCAAGGCAAAAGAAUGUUUGAAGCAAGCACUAGCUUUCAAACGCCAUGAGAUUUCUUAUGUAAUGCUUGGGAAGAUCUACCUGAUGGAAGGGGAUAUUAACUCUGCUAUUGAGAUCUACAAACAAGCUGUGGAAUAUUCCCCAGAAAACCCAGACAUGCUCUGCACUCUUGGUCUGCUAUAUAUGCAGAUUGGUCAGUACCAGAAGGCCUUUGAGAACCUCGGUAACGCCAUGACGUAUGAUGCCACCCAUGUCAAAGCUAUCAUGGCUGCGGGAAGUAUGAUGCAGACUCAUGGUGACUUUGACGUUGCUCUCAAUAAGUACCGCAUAGCAGCUGUGAAAACCCCAGAAAGUCCAACACUCUGGAACAACAUUGGAAUGAGUUUCUUUGGCAAGAAGAAAUUUGUGGCUGCCAUCAGCUGCCUCAAGAGGGCUAAUUAUAUGGCACCAUUUGACUGGAAGAUCCUCUUUAACCUGGGAUUGGUUCACCUGACUAUGCAGCAGUACGCCUCAGCGUUCCACUUCCUCAGUGCAGCUAUCAACCUACGACCAAAGAUGGCACAGCUCUUCAUGCUUCUAGCAGUGGCUCUGACACACCUAGAGGAUCCCGACAAUGCCAGGCAGGCAUAUGAACAGGCCCUCACACUUGACCAGAAAGACCCAGGGAUUUCCUUGAACUUAGCUUUGUACAUGUACAACAAUGGACAAAAGAAGGAAGCUGCUAAGCAAUUUAAGGACUUUGAGAUGAAGAUGAAAGUUUUAAAGGCGACUAAUCCAAAUGCAGGUGAUCCCGAGAUCCAGGAUGUUGCGAGCAAGUUGGCUGCUGCCCUGCAGGUUGGGGAUAGCAUGCUGUGGAAACAGACAGCCCAACCGCCGGCACCACUGCCAGAUCAGAACUCAAACACUGUGCAAUCAACGCCAUCUGACAACCUUGAUGAGACCGAGGUUAAGAAGCCAUUUGGGUCUGUCCCAGACUCAGGUCCCCUUCCCCCACCACCACAGGACCCCGUAGGGGACCUCGAUGGAGGAAGGGGCGCCCCCACCCCAAUAAUCCCGCCCUACAGUCCCUAUGAAGAGGACCGUACUGGUAGUCGACUAGAGAGCGAGCCAACAUUUCACCCUCCUCCCAAGGCUGACUCUCUUCCACCCCUCACUGGUGGAGCCAGUUUCAAGUCAGGAGCCUUACCUCCCCUUGGCUAUCCCAUUGCAUCUGGUCGAACAGAGCCCCCGGAUCUGGAUAACCUUCCUAGCCCACCGAGAGACUCCCUUCCAUCAUACUCGGAGGCUAUCAGUGAGAAAAAGAAACCAGAGAUGGAGCCAGCAACGUAGCUUCCAGGUCGUAACUUAUAACAAGAAAUAUAUACAAUAACAUGGUCAUUGAAAAUAGUAAUGAUUAUUUAUGUGACUGAAUAUUUGUGCUAAGCCGUCCUCAUUCUAUACUGUGUACAGUGUGAUAUUCCUCAGCGCUAUUUUAUGUUCAUGACGAAAAAAAAAAUAUCAAUUCACUCUUUGUGGAAUUUAAACUUUCAGGUUUGUAGUACAUAUUACUUGAUUAGCCGAUAAUAAUGUUUACUGUUAUAUUACAUUUGAUUAAUCACAUUGACGUGAAGAUUGCAUCGCUUUUAUUAAAGACCUGUGAGUUAGACACCUCAUCACCCAUUAUUUCAGUAAUUCACAGGGCAAAUACCUAGCUCUACGGUAAGACAGUUUGAUACAAGUGGUGUAUUUAUAUGAGCUGAUUAGGUAUAAAGGAGUUCAUGCUUAGCACGUUCACUUGUACUUGUAUAUUUCGGGAGCUAGAUAUGCUUCCUAUUUCUAUAUUGGUAGUAAAAGUUUCUUAAGUUACAAUUGCAAAAGAUUUAAAUUUGCAAAUUAGUCUCCUCUCGAAUACCUUCAAUAGAAAUUAUUUCCAGCAAGUGUUACAGAACUUCAGGUGAUCUAUCAACGUCUUCUUUCUUUGGUGUUUCGACACUGCAGAUAUUUCUCAUAAAAUCUGAUGUUUUAUUAUUGUUUGCAAAGAUAUAUUACAAGACUACAUAGUACCGUAUAAGGUUUAUAAGACAGAAGGAAGAAGAACUCGGCGAUAAAAUAUUUUAAUGCAUAAUAAACCUUGUAUUUUAUAAUACAACCUGUUUCUCUGUUACAUAUUGGAUACUAAGGCCGUUUUCGUUUAAACGGUCAAACCGGUCGGACCACAGUUGUUCGUUUAUUAAAUAAGUAAUCUGAUGCUGCU
This is a messenger RNA of Mizuhopecten yessoensis (Yesso scallop), 2794 nucleotides long. RefSeq names its product Bardet-Biedl syndrome 4 protein homolog. The coding region runs from base 25 to 1890 and encodes 621 amino acids. Gene Ontology annotation, cellular component: ciliary basal body. NCBI's taxonomy places the organism in Eukaryota, Metazoa, Mollusca, Bivalvia, Pectinida, Pectinidae. Gene Ontology annotation, molecular function: protein binding. The transcript is spliced from 13 exons. Gene Ontology annotation, biological process: cilium assembly; protein localization to cilium. The record is from RefSeq and is a predicted model, not a curated record.